Molecule: messenger RNA, 4002 nt
Organism: Cryptomeria japonica (Japanese cedar)
Lineage: Eukaryota; Viridiplantae; Streptophyta; Pinopsida; Cupressales; Cupressaceae
Product: disease resistance protein RPV1
Exons: 5
Coding region: 181-3873 (1230 amino acids)
Biological process (GO): defense response; signal transduction
Molecular function (GO): protein binding; ADP binding
Source: RefSeq, a predicted model, not a curated record
AUAAAGCAAGAUUCCCAUGUGUAGUUAUCACGUCCUCCACUGACACACACUGCUCGUUCACGCGCUGUUUUUUCUUGCCUUGAAACCCACCUUCAUUUGACCGAAAUCAAAACCCCAAUCGUGUCUGCCUUUCUUUUCUCUGUUUCUUCUGUUCUGUUCAGUUCAGUUCAGUUCAGUUCGAUGGACAUGGCUUCCUCUUCUACCCAGAAUCAAACUCACCCAGAAAAUGCUUUUGAUGAGCUUGCACCUUAUCCUCAUUCUGCACCUAAAUCUACUGAGCCCUGUGACAUCUUUAUCAAUCAUUGUGGGUGUGAUGUGAAACACACUUUAGCCACUGCUAUCUACUACAAACUCCAUUCCAUGGGAUUCCACGUUUUUCUAGAUCUCGAAGCACUUGAGCCUGGCGAUUCUUUUCCAUCAGAAUUACAACACGCCAUAGCUAGCGCUAACCUUCACAUUGCUAUUUUUUCUCCCAACUACGCCCAAUCUCCAUGGUGUUUGGCUGAGCUAUCUUUCAUGCUCAAAUCUGGUAAGAAAAUCAUUCCCAUUUUCUAUCAUGUGGAGCCCUCCGAUCUCAGAUAUGUUGACCAAGGAAAAGGGAAAUAUGCCUCUGCAUUUUCAGAGCAUGAAGAGAAGCGCAGAUACACACAGGAAAGGCUUGAUGUGUGGAAGAGGGCACUCUGCGACAGUUCAUUCCUUCACGGCUACACGGUCAGCGAUAAUAAGGAUGAGGCCACAGUUUUGAAGACUGUUGUGACUUGUGUAUUGCAAAUUAUUAAAAAAGAUCCGUUAUGGGUAGCGGAUCACCCAGUUCGAUUGGAUGAUCUGGUAAAAGGCUUCGAAUCAGUUGCAACAGGUGAGAAUGUAAAAAUCAGGGGGAUCGUGGGCAUGGGAGGCAGUGGUAAAACCACAUUGGCCAAAGAGUUGUACAACAAGAAUUUCUCAUCCUUUGAGAGGUGCAGUUUUGUUUCUGAUGUGCGAGAUGCAGCGUCCAGAAAUGCUAUGUGUGAGAAGCAGAAAAAGCUUCUCGCUGACCUCGGUGUCCAUCAUUUGCCGUUCGACAAUGUAGACGAGGGCAAGGCCAUUCUUGCAAAUCGUCUGAGCAGUCAUCGGGCGCUCAUCGUUUUGGAUGACGUGGACCACAUCGACCAGCUCAAUGUUUUAUUGCCAAAUAAAGACAACCUUGGAUCCCAUAGCAUGGCUAUUGCAACCACUCGCGAAAUGGGUGUCCUUCAAUCAUGGGGUCUCUCCCUCUCCCGCAUUUAUAACAUGCCAGCACUUGCCAAGCCACAUGCUAAGCAGCUAUUUUGCUGGCAUGCUUUCUUGCAACCCUCUCCUCCGCCUGAAUUUGAAACUCUGGUGGAAGACUUCUUAAAGGCCUGCAAUGGUUUGCCUCUGUCACUAAAGGUAUUGGGUGCACAGUUACAUGGCAGAAAGUCCAAAGAUUACUGGAAAUCCCAAUUGAAUAAAAUCUUAAGAAUAUUGCCUGGCGAAAUCAAACAAAGGCUACAGGUUAGCUACGAUGCCCUGGAUAAAGAAGAGAGGGAGAUGUUCUUAGAUGUUGCUUGCUUUUUCAUUGGAAAAGAGAAAAGCAAGGUUAUAGCAGCGUGGGAUGGAUCGGAUUGGAGUGGUCUGCAGGGUUUAGAAACACUCGUGAAUAAGUGCCUUGUGGAGCUGGUCGAGGAGAAUCUGUUCAAUUAUGACAAGCAGAGGUCCGAGGUGGAAAUCACAAUAAGGAUGCAUGAUCACCUUAGGGAUAUGGGAAGAGAGAUUGCAAGUUCACACUCACCAUAUCGACUUUGGUGUCCACAGCAGAUUGAUGACAUGAAGAAAGAUUCCAAGAAAAGAAAGCAGAUCCGAGGUAUACAACCUGCAGAUGCUUUUGUGGCAUUUAAAGAGUACACACAUCGAUUAAUGGGAAACUCAAGCAGACGAUCGAAACGCCUUAGAUUCUCAAAUGAACUACAAAUUCUUUCCGUGAAAGGAAAUGAGUUCACGGAACAAUUUGCAUCAUUAACAGAAGACCUUGUAUGGCUUCAUUGGGAAGGAUUUCUUCAACGAAAGCUUCCACCAUGGCUUAUAUUUAAAAAUCUACGGAUUUUAGAGCUUGAUGGAGCUGAUGAGUUGGAAGAAUUGUGGCAGGACAAUGCAAAUCCUCCUUUGCAAUUGAGAGAGCUUAUUUUAAAGAGGAGCCUAAAAUUGCAAUGGCUUCCCAGCUCAAUAAUACGUCUCCAGCAUCUGAAAAGGCUUUAUGUUGACUUUCAUGGUAGCAGUUUGUCAGAAGAUUUGUGUGGCCUCCAAUCACUGGAACGUUUGCAAUUAUAUGCUCCAUUGCUAUCUUCGCUACCUGUUGGUUUUGGCACUUUAACAAGGUUAAGAAAUAUAGAUAUGUGCAACUGCGAGCAGUUGAGCACUUUACCAGAUUCUUUCAAGCAGCUGAUACACCUGGAAGUUCUAGAUUUAUCAGGUUGUGAAAUGCUAUCUUCUUUACCUGCUGGUUUUGGCAAUUUAACAAGCCUAAGAAAUUUAAAAAUGUGGAACUGUAAGCAGUUGAGCACUUUACCGGAUUCUUUCAAGCAGCUGAUACACCUGGAAGUUCUAGAUUUAUCAUGUUGUGCUUUGCUAGCUUCAUUACCAGCUGGUUUUGGCAAUUUAACAAGCUUAAGAAAUUUAUAUAUGCGGAAUUGCAAGCAGUUGAGCACUUUACCAGAAUCUUUCAAGGACCUGAUACAUCUUGAACAUUUAGAUUUAUCAAAUUGUUCAAAUCUUAAAUUGAGAUUAGAUGUCCUGGAAAACAUCAGGAAGCUCAAGGCAUUGAACCUUCGCAAUUGCCAGGAAUUGGAAGAUUUGCCUCGUCAAAUCAUGAAUCAGGCGUUUUUGACAGAUUUAUAUCUAGAUGGUUGUAUCAAGUCAAGAGGUGUACCGACUAGCAUUGGCGAACUGGGCAAGUUAGUUGUGCUAAGAAUUGAGACUCUGGUGUGGAAUAGCUGGCAAACUUCCCUUGUAAACUUAUCCUCUUUGAAGAGGAUUGAAUUCAGUAGUUCUUUCAGUUUAAUGGCUUCUAAUGAGGGGGCUGCUUCUUCACUUAAAACACUCAAGGAAGCAGACAGUAUUGAAGACUGCAAGUGCAAACACUUCUCCAGGAUAUCGAUAUCUAAUCAUCAUUUUCCCAACCUCGAAACUUUCGUGGUUACAGGGAACCGUCAGUUAGUGGAGAUAGAGACCCUACCAGAGUCACUCAAAUUUAUAAGAAUAGAGAAUUGCGAUUUGCUGCAGAACAUCGGGUGUAUUAGUGGUCUCAUAAAUCUCGAGAAACUGGAAAUAAGUUUCUGUCGGCAGAUAGAGGAACUCCCAAGCUUUGCAGAUUUGGCUUCGCUGAACACAUUUCGAAUGUGGGAUUGCCCCAAAGUUGAGAAAAUACAAGGUUUGGAACACGCCAAGUCAUUGAAGAUACUGGAAGUAUUCGCCAACUGGAGGGUGGCUUGUAUACAGAGUUUGGAGAAAGUGGAACGAUUGGAAUGGCUAGAGCUUAGCUGUGAGAGCAUAUCAGCUGUGAAACCUUGUCUUCAGUCGAUAAAAGGGAAGGAAUUUCCAAGGGAGGUGUGGAUAAGAGGUAGCGUGAGGUGUUUGGUGGAGGAAAUUGUGAAGUCUUUGCAGUUUGUUGAUGUUGAUGUCACGGAGGUGGAGAAGCCGUCCGAUGUAGAUGGCCUUUCUUGUUAUAUGGAUGUGGAAAAUGACGGGGAGAGAAAAGUGGUAAGCAUAUGUUGUAGACAAUAUGGUGGGUACUCGCCCAGAGAAAAAGAAAAGGUAGUGGUGGGCGAAAGAGGAAGAGUUGUGGAGACAUUUUACCAAUUAUUGGAACUUCUAGAAUAAUUCCCACAAAUACGUAUGUUCUAAGUUGUUAUCUUUAAAGUUUAGUAAAAUGAAUGUGAGUUUUUUAAUUUUAUAAUAGUUGCAAAUGUAGUUGGUGUUUUAUAUCAAUAAAAUUUAAGUUUUGUUUUA